Messenger RNA from Staurois parvus, 426 nucleotides. Lineage: Eukaryota; Metazoa; Chordata; Amphibia; Anura; Ranidae. The record is from the annotation of a GenBank genome assembly.
UGGUCGGGGUCACAAGCCAGGGAUAAAACAGGAGAAGUCAGCAGAGGUACAGGGGGUCAGGCAGAGAAUGGUCGGGGUCACAAGCCAGGGAUAAAACAGGAGAAGUCAGCAGAGGUCCGGAUCAGGCAGGGUCAGCAACGGAUCGGACAGGGACAGGGAUGCAGGAACAAGAUACAGGGCCCAGGAAAAACACACACCAAGGCAGAGACUGCAGGUCUGGCCAUCCCUUAAAUACACCUGCAUAAUCAACUUCAGGUGUUUGGCUGGCUGCAGGUUGAGCCUCUGAUUGCUGGAAGCACCCGCUGGCCAGCCCUGGUACUGCAGCCCACAAGGCAGGUGAGUCCCACCAUUACUGGCAAGUCCAUUCCUGACACAGUGUGCUUACAGUGAAGCACAAACACAAAGCAUCAUGUAAAACAGCACACA